GCCUUUCAUCGUGUUGGUGAGGCAUGGCUGACAGGAGCCUUUCCCGGCUGGAAUCCGAUUUAAUUUCUCACGAAGUAACGUUUGCGACAGAGUAGAGUAGACUGUAGAAGAAUUGGAAAUAUGGCAAAUUAAAUAUAGGUAUAUAUGGUUUACAGUGAAGGUAACUACUUAGCUUGCUCAGUAGAGCAAAUUCACAACACCUUUUCCUUCAUAUCGCUAUGUUCGCUAGUUCGACAUCGAAGGGGCUCAAACCAGAGGAAAGUUCGAGUAGAAGCAUGAGCAACUUUUUGAUUCGGCGAAAUUUUACCUCCACCACAAGAGCCGAGAGAAGUGUAUUUUCGUUGCCCAGUGAAGAUGAAGAGGAUAUUCAGUUUGACACCUCAGACAGCAGCAGUAACUGUGAGGCUCUCAUAGCGGGGAAGCAGUAUCCAUCCAUCCAGGAGUUUGCGUCUGCCAUCCCCAACCACCUGCUGCUCGGCUCGUUGCUGGAGCACCUCUGCUUCGUCUACGAGAGGGACCCCUCUCGCUCACACAUGCUGUUCAAAGUCAUUGGUCAGCGCCUCGCAGCAAUGAACCUUCUCUCCCCAUUGGCUAUCAGUGACGAGUUCAGCACGGUCAGACUCCAACAUAACCGAGCCUUCACAGAGCUCCUCCACGCUGCCAGUAACUCCCUAUUCCCUCAGGGUCAAAGAUGCCUUAACACAGACAUCCAGAGCCUUACGCUGAGACCAAAAGAGGGCCUCUUCCAGGCACAGAGCUCACGCUACCUCAGCGAGUUUGAGGAGAUCUCUCAACUUGGAAGGGGAUCAUAUGGCAAAGUCUUUAAAGUGACAAACAAGCUUGAUGGCCAGAAUUAUGCUGUUAAGAAAAUCCUGAUAAAGAAUGUUUCAAGGGAGGACUGUAUGAAGGUCCUGAGGGAGGUGAAAUUGCUUUCCAGUCUUCAGCAUCCCCAUGUGGUGGGCUACCACACAGCCUGGAUGGAGCACGUCCAGCCCAACAGAGCCACCAAGCUCAAAUCAGUCCUCCCAGCACUGGAGUCCCCUGCACUACUAGAGAGGACUGAGGACAGUUCUGCUAGCAGCAACGGCUCCUCCAUCGUCUUCGAGAGCUCCAACUGCUCCAGGGACCGAGCAGCGUCUAAACCCCCGACCAAGCAGGGAGAGACCAGCCAGGCAGUGUGCCCCAAAACCAUGCAGCUCGUCCCAGACAACUACGUUCCCUGUGUGUUCCUGGGGAGGGGGGGCCAGGGUGUGGGGCCCCCGCUGAAGGAGCCGUGUCCGGCCGUGAGCUGGGACGGCUCGGGGGUCUCAGAGGACGACUCCAACGGGCUGGAGGUGAACAACAACUCCUGCACUGACAAGGACAGCCAGAAGUGGACAGAUAAACACUCGUCCAUGGAGGUGCAGUUCCACCUGAUGCUGUACAUUCAGAUGCAGCUGUGUGAGCUCUCCCUCAAAGACUGGAUCUCUGAGAGGAACACCAGACGCAGCUCUGCAGAUCCGUACGGCUGUGUGGACACAGUGAAGACUCUUAGCAUCCUGAAGAGAGUCCUUGAAGGUGUGGAGUACCUUCACUCCAGGGGGAUCAUGCACAGAGACCUGAAGCCUAGAAAUAUCUUCCUACAUGGACAUGACUUCAAUGUGAAGAUAGGAGACUUUGGUCUGGCCUGCCGGGAUAUCAUUAUGGACAACCGUGAGCCACUUCCGUCCACCUCAAACAACACUGAUUCCUCACACACCACAGGAGUGGGGACGUUUGUGUACGCUGCACCUGAGCAACGGGAAGGUUCUCAUUAUGACUCAAAGUCGGACAUGUACAGUGUAGGGGUGGUGGCCCUGGAGCUGUUUCAGCCAUUUGGAACUGAGAUGGAGAGGGUGCGGACCCUCGAGGACCUCCGUGAGGGCAACGUCCCCGAAUCCUUCUGCCAGCGCUGGCCCGUGCUUGCUAAGUACGUCAGGCAGCUCACCAAACGAGAUCCCUCCCUCCGUCCCAGCUCCACCCAGCUGUUGCAGAGUGAGCUUUUCGGCAACAAAGACAUGGUGAUCCAUGGUUUACAGAGAAGGGUUGAGGAGCAGGAGGCAGAGAUUGUCCAGCUCAGAAGACAGAUCAGUCAGCUGCAGGGCACUCACCCUUCCUCCUCCAACUCAGACCAGACGUGACCAUAUCUCUUUAAACUCUCCAACCUAUUUUACCCAACUGUACCUUAACAUAUGGGCAUGCCUGGGAAAUGUAAAUGGCCAAAUGUGUGUGAGGUCUACAAGAUGUUACAAGGCCACUGUACAUUAAAGAUUAAUUUAUCAGCGUA
Hypomesus transpacificus is the source of this 2305-nucleotide messenger RNA. RefSeq names its product eukaryotic translation initiation factor 2-alpha kinase 1 (gene eif2ak1). Lineage: Eukaryota; Metazoa; Chordata; Actinopteri; Osmeriformes; Osmeridae. The record is from RefSeq and is a predicted model, not a curated record. Gene Ontology annotation, biological process: protein phosphorylation. The coding region runs from base 219 to 2159 and encodes 646 amino acids. Gene Ontology annotation, molecular function: protein kinase activity; ATP binding. The transcript is spliced from 15 exons.